Ostertagia ostertagi is the source of this 327-nucleotide messenger RNA. The record is from the annotation of a GenBank genome assembly. NCBI's taxonomy places the organism in Eukaryota, Metazoa, Nematoda, Chromadorea, Rhabditida, Trichostrongylidae.
AUGGAAGACGACGAUUUCCAGAUGACAUCGCCGGAGAGCGGAGUGCGUCUGUCGAUUAACAUGCGUGAACGAUGCCGAAUGCACGACCUCAACGAGGCGUUGGACGAUCUCCGUGCCGUCCUACCGUAUGCCCGAGGAGGCUCAGUACGUGGAGUAUUAACGGUCAGAGCGAUUGUGACUUUUCUCCAAAUGUUGUUGAGAGAAAUAUUUUCGGUUCACAUUGACAUGGGUGUAAAAGGUAGUGGCCCGAAGACGGUGUUGUUUGUUCGAAUAGGUAUCUUGAAAUUGCUGGUUACUCUGACGGAUAAAAACUCUGACAAAAGCUGA